Pleurotus ostreatus (oyster mushroom) is the source of this 945-nucleotide messenger RNA. RefSeq lists its product as uncharacterized. Bases 1 to 945 code for a protein of 314 amino acids. NCBI's taxonomy places the organism in Eukaryota, Fungi, Basidiomycota, Agaricomycetes, Agaricales, Pleurotaceae. The record is from RefSeq and is a predicted model, not a curated record. The transcript is spliced from 6 exons.
AUGGACGGGUGGAACAAGAUUCAGGCCAGCUUUUCGGGCAUCAAUAUCUCGCAGUCUGCAAACAAGUUUGCGAAAGGCUUCAACUCCAGUGUUCAGGCGACGAGAGAGCGGCUUGGUCAAGUUGCACCCGACGAAAUCACUGAAUUGCCCCAAGAAUACAAAGAUUUGGAAGCUCGCGUCGAUGCUCUCCGCAACGCUCAUUUAUCUCUCUUGAAGAUUACGAAGGUUUACGAAUCCGAGACAUACGACUAUCCGACCCAAAUUCAGGAGUCAAUCUCCGAGUUGUCGACUUCAAUUGGGUAUGGGAUAACGAACUUCGCCGCCGCCAACCUUAAGGGAACCAACCUUCCUGCCCCGGCUCCCGCUGCGCCGCCUGCGCACCAGCAUAAGACACUCCCCCACGCCUUGGGCCGCGCUGCCACGUCCGCUGCCCAAGCUGUUCAAAGCGCAGUUCCAGCUGGUGCAGGCACGGAAGAUAAGCUUGGAAGUGGACUUGCUUUGUACGCAAGUGGUUGGGACAAGAUUGCGUCCGCUAGGUUGCACCAGGAUGCUUCCAUUCAAGCGAAUUUCUUGCACCCGUGGCAGCAAACUUUGAACACUUCCAUCUCUGUCGCGAUGAAGGCCAGGCAGGCAGUCAAAGUUAGCCGUCUCGAGCUUGAUGCUGCUAAGCAAUCGUUGAAGACGGCCAGCCCUGCGCGACAAGAACAGGCUCGUCUCGAAGUCGAGAAUGCUGAGGAUGAUCUUGUGCAGAAAACGGAGGUGGCAAUCACGCUUAUGAAGACCGUCCUUGAGAACCCCGAACCCCUCAAGAACCUGAACGAGCUUGUCAAGGCGCAGCUGAUGUUCUUCGCCACAGCUGCGGAGGCCCUGCAAGGCGUGCAAGGCGACAUCGAAGACCUCAGCGUAGCAGCGGAAGGCGAAUACAGAAAGUCUCGCGACCACUGA